Messenger RNA from Desarmillaria tabescens, 1305 nucleotides. Its product is annotated as Alpha/Beta hydrolase protein. NCBI's taxonomy places the organism in Eukaryota, Fungi, Basidiomycota, Agaricomycetes, Agaricales, Physalacriaceae. The record is from RefSeq and is a predicted model, not a curated record. Bases 76 to 1101 code for a protein of 341 amino acids. The transcript has 4 exons.
CACGCCAAAGUGGGGAAAGACUCCCACUAGCGUGAUGAUACAUUUGGGACCGCCGGAACUCCUAAUUCCGCUAUCAUGCCUUUUCCUUCCAUCGUAGUCAACUCCUCGACUGGAGUCGAGCUAUCCUAUAUCGACAGCGGUGCACCAGUUCAGUCCUCGUACAUCACUAUAUUUGCUAUUCAUGGCAUGAUUUUCACCAAGGAAAUCUUCCAGCGAGUGAUAGACCUCGCACCCAAGAAGGGAGUCCGAUUCGUAGCCCUCGACAGGCGUCCUUUUCCCGGUUCCACACCUUUCUCAGCAGAAGAGUUGGGUAUUUUGCGAAACGCCGGUACGGAUGAUGCUCAACGAGAGGCUUUUGUCGAGGCUCGAGGGCAUGAGGUUGCCAUAUUCAUCGACACAUUCAUACGGACAUUCGGCCUCCCACCGAUCUCGAGCGGUGGUGGCGUCGCACUCCUCGGAUGGUCACUUGGUGCAACCUUGGUUUCCGCUGCGAUAUCGAGCACUAGUACACUGUCUAACGACAUUUGUGAACGUCUAGAAAGGCAUUUACGUUCUGUCAUCCUCUACGAACCGGGACCAAUCACGCUUGGCUUACCUGCCCCAAACCAGUAUUGGACGUUCCUUCGCGAUCCAAGCGUGCCCGAGGAUCUUCGUAUCCCUGCGUUCGGGCAGUGGUGUACUUCCUAUUUCGACCACCCAGAUCUCUCAGAGCGCAAUCUGGACAAUCUGUCCUGGGUGUUGGCUUCGUCCUCAAGGGUACCCUCGUUUUACAACGGAAUGCCUGCAUCCAUUCAACGUUAUGGAAACGAUGCCGCGAUUGACCUGCCGUUCUUGGUUGUAUACUCCAAGCAGAUCCUGCAAGCUUAUCGUAAAACCUUCUUCGAUUCCAAGGUGUUCCCAAAUGUGAAAAGAUCGGUAUUGUGUGGAGAUAAGACAUGUGCAUUAGCGCUUGCUGCAUUUUGGGCGGUACAAGAUGAUGAGAAGGAACAGAGGACUACGGAUAUAAAGGCGCUUGAGUAUAGGAUCAUUCCUGGGGCAAAUCAUUUCGUGCAUUGGGAUGAACCCGAGAAGGCGCUAGAUGUCUUCAUUGAGUUUUCGUAAACGACCGUUCCUCAUUCUCUUUCAUUAAUGUAUCCUGGAGAAAAUACCUGUUGGUAAAAUAGCAUGCGAACGCGAUAGCAUUUCAGGGCAAUCAGACUGCUGUAGCUCUUCCUUCCUCUCACUUAUGGCUUAACAAUUGGGUCCCGUCACCCGUAUUUACCAAAGUAUGGAUAGGACAUUCGAAUCAGAUUAUAAGAAUAUCCA